AUGUGUGGAGACACCAACCGCCCAACAUUCGGAGGCACCAUUGCCGUCCUAUUCCCCCGAGGCACUCACCAGAGCUCGAACACUUCAGAUAGAUCAUUGUCCUCGUCACCAGAAUCAGUAUCCUCAUUUGCAUCAUCAUCGUCGAUUGCCUCGAUGUCAUCAUACUCUCUUUUCUUCCGCGACACGGAUGCAACAACGCCCAAGACAAGAGCAAUCUUCCGGACACAAGACGCAGAGACAUAUCACGCACUCAAAGAAUGUCGAAAUGUCGAUAUGCGCAUCGAGAAAUUCGGCGAUCUCUCUAUUACAUCACAAUCCAUCUCUCCGCUCCACCAGUUCCGUUUGAAUAUGGGACAGGACAAGAACUGCAACACGGCGAAUCCGAUGGAGAUCGAGUUCGAGCUGCCCGAAAGGCUGGACCUGGGCGUCUCGGACAAGGGUGUCAUCGGCCGACAGGUGACUGUCAGAGAGCAGGGGGGUUCGAUUUUGGGGAUCGGAGUGGUGGGAUACAACUAA
Penicillium roqueforti is the source of this 516-nucleotide messenger RNA. RefSeq lists its product as uncharacterized. NCBI's taxonomy places the organism in Eukaryota, Fungi, Ascomycota, Eurotiomycetes, Eurotiales, Aspergillaceae. The coding region runs from base 1 to 516 and encodes 171 amino acids. The transcript has 2 exons. The record is from RefSeq and is a predicted model, not a curated record.